Molecule: messenger RNA, 1534 nt
Organism: Phaeodactylum tricornutum CCAP 1055/1
Lineage: Eukaryota; Bacillariophyta; Bacillariophyceae; Surirellales; Neidiaceae
Exons: 2
Coding region: 137-1534 (465 amino acids)
Biological process (GO): transmembrane transport
Molecular function (GO): transmembrane transporter activity
Source: RefSeq, a predicted model, not a curated record
UCGAUACCAUUCUUUGCUGCACGACGACGCACUCAUUUGGCAAGGAUCGCCGAGUUCCAGAAAGUGCGAAAAAGCUUUUGCCUUUGAACAGCAACCUGCCAAGGUUUUGACCUCCAUACUGCGAGUACGCGGAACGAUGAUGACCCCACGUGAAAAGCCGUCACUGACACCACUACCUGCCGACGGAGCCUAUGAGGAAUCUUGCGGGGUAGUUGAAGAAUUAGAGUCUUGUCCUCGUCUACUCAGCGGAUUGGAACGAUGGAAUGUCUUCUUUUGCGUCUUUGCCUGGGCAUGCACCGCCUGUAAUGUGACUCUCGUGGUUGGAACGGGAGCUGUUGUGAUGUUAUCGAUCGGCGGAACAGACAGCUCCACUUCCUUGCCCUUGGGUGCCUACUUCUUCGGAGCUUCUAUUGUCAGCUUGACCGUAACACCGUGGAUUUUUGAACGAUGGGGUCGCAAGAUUGGAUUUCUGGUUGGGAUAACUUUUGGUUUGAUUGGUACGGCUCUGGGGGCGGCUUCCAUUGUCGCCCGAUCGCCGCCAUUGCUUUUGGUGGCGUCGGUUUGGUUCGGCAUGGCCACGGGUGUCGGCUUCUUUUUACGAUUUGCUGCCGUCGAACUGGUACCGACACACUUCUCGAGCAAAGCAGUGACACUUGUUGUGUCGGGUGGUUGCGUAGCAGCAUUUGCUGGUCCCGAAUCGGCUCAGGCAACUAAGGACCUAUUCCUCAACAGUCAGGGCCAGUUCGAGUAUUUGGGGGUCUUUUUCAUGACUGGAGUUUUCAAUGUAGCCAAUAUCCUGUGCAUAUCUCUUAUCCAUUUCCGUUCUAGUGAAAGGUCUGCCGGUGAUGAUGGCGCUGAAAGUGAACCUUUGCAACGAAACAGAUCGGAAUUUGUCGCCAUGUUACGAACUCGUGCAUUUAUUGUGCCCGUCCUCUUCGCGUCUACUUGUUGGGCUGCAAUGUCCUUGCCUAUGAGUAUUUUGCGUGUGACUAUGGGGGAGCUUGGUUAUUCCAACCGUGAAAGCUUGACUGUGCUCGAAUUGCAUUUUUUAUCCAUGUAUGCUCCUGGUUUCUUUUCUGGUGCCCUCAUUUCGAAGUACGGACCGUCGUGGGCGUGUCGAUUGGCAGUCGCCGUGUUCGCAAUGGCCGUUCUAUUUAUGCUAGUUUCGGAGUCGGCGGAGACCGGCUCGUUGGCUACCUGGAUAUUGGGAAUGAUGCUGGCUGGUAUCGCGUGGAACAUUGGCUUUUCAGGCGCGACGGUAUGGUUGCUCGGAGUGUACAGGAGUUCCCUCCGUUACAAGGGAUGGGUACAGGCUGCUAAUGAUACAGGCAUGUUUGCUAUGUCGGGCGUUUGGAUAUUUAGCACGAGCUAUAUCAGUGAAGCUGGUGGCGGAGGCUUGGACGGUUGGAAGACAGUAAACUUUGUUGUGGUUGGGUUCGUUGGUUUUGCCUCCAUUUUGCUGAGUUCGAGCAUACUUUUCCAAUGCAGACAUUUAGAAUACCAGCACGGGGACACAAAAUCAGAUAAGCAAUAA